AUGACAGAGGCAGUGGGGCCGGUGGCCAAGCGCAUCCUGGUGACGGGUGGCACUGGUUUGGUGGGAAAAGCCAUUGAGAAGGUGGUGGCUGAUGGAGAGGGGCGGCCGGAUGAGGAGUGGAUCUUCGUGUCCUCCAGAGAUGCUGACUUGACGAAUACCACAGAGACCAAAGCCUUGUUUGAGCAGCACAAGCCCACCCAUGUCAUCCACCUCGCUGCCAUGGUUGGAGGCCUCUUCAAGAACAUCCGCUACAACCUGGAUUUUUGGAGGAGAAACAUCCAUAUCAAUGACAACGUCCUACAUUCGGCAUACGAGACAGGGGUGCAGAAGGUGGUCUCCUGCCUCUCCACCUGCAUCUUCCCAGACAAGACGACGUACCCCAUUGAUGAGAGCAUGAUUCAUAACGGGCCACCUCACAGCUCCAACUUUGGCUACUCCUACGCCAAGAGGAUGAUCGACAUCCAAAAUAGGGGCUACUUUGAGCAGUAUGGCUGCCGCUUCACCGCCGUCAUCCCCACCAACGUCUUUGGUCCACACGACAACUUCAACAUUGAGGAUGGCCACGUCUUGCCGGGGCUCAUCCACAAGGUCUACCUGGCCAAACAGACCGGCUCAGCUCUGACCAUCUGGGGCACGGGCAAGCCCAGGAGACAAUUCAUCUACUCCCUGGACCUGGCCCGGCUCUUCCUUUGGGUCCUGCGGGAAUACGAUGAGGUGGAACCCAUCAUUUUGUCAGUGGGAGAAGAAGAUGAAGUGUCCAUCAGGGAGGCAGCAGAAACGAUUGUGGAGGCCAUGGACUUCAGAGGAGAGCUUGUUGUAUCCUUCACCACAGACUGGUCCCUCUUGCUCAUGGGGCUGUUGCAGCAUGUGGGGCACCCCACUUUCCACCAGCAGCCAUAG
Antrostomus carolinensis (chuck-will's-widow) is the source of this 900-nucleotide messenger RNA. RefSeq names its product GDP-L-fucose synthase (gene GFUS). Gene Ontology annotation, biological process: nucleotide-sugar biosynthetic process. The coding region runs from base 1 to 900 and encodes 299 amino acids. The record is from RefSeq and is a predicted model, not a curated record. The transcript has 8 exons. Gene Ontology annotation, molecular function: GDP-L-fucose synthase activity. Lineage: Eukaryota; Metazoa; Chordata; Aves; Caprimulgiformes; Caprimulgidae.